UCUAUUAUCUGCUCUUCUUGGGUAUGUCUAUAGCAGGAACCCUAUUCCAUGGUUACUUCUUUGCUUUCCAUUUACUAAAUAUAGUCAACAAUAAUCAGUUACUGAGUGGUGUGAUAAAAGCUGUAACUGUUAACGGUAUGUCAUUAUUGUGGGUGGCUGUCCUGGGAUUUAUCGUCAUAUAUAUAUAUUCUUUGAUUGGUUUUGCUCUGCUAAGAAGCUACUUUUCGGCGAGUGACUAUCUGUAUUGUUCAACGUUGUGGGAAUGUACAGUCACGGUAAUCAGAUAUGGUCUUAUUGGAGACAUGUUUGAGGAGAUAAAACAGAAUCCUGUCGGCAGCUCAUUUGGUAGUUUUUGGCCAUUGGUCAUUUAUCACGUGACCUUCUUCAUCUUCAUUACCACCAUUGGUCUAAACAUCAUCUUUGGUAUCAUUGUCGAUACUUUCUCUGAAAUGAGGGAUUUAAAGUGGAGAGCUGAAUCCGAUAUGAAAGACACGUGUUUUAUCUGCAGUAGAAACAGUUAUGAUUUUGAACACCACGGAAGGGGUUUUGAUUAUCAUGUAAAAAAUGAACAUAAUAUGUGGAGUUAUGUUUAUUUUAUUAUACAUCUAGAUGAUAUAAAGGAAAGCGACUAUACAGCUUUAGAAUUAUACGUCAGCAAACAUGUUGAAAGUGAAAAUUAUGACUUCUUUCCUCUUAAUCAAGCUCUGUGUUUGACGUCAGUAGAUAUAGAUUCUACUGAAACUAAAAUAGAUGACCUCUUACAUCAAGUGACAGCUAUAGCUAAGAAACAGAAAGAAGACGAGGCCGAGAAGAAACGUAAAGUUGAAAAACUCAAACAAAAAAGAUGGCAGGAGAAACAUCGUCGCCAUGUUUUCGGUUUUAAUCAGGAUUAUGAGGAUGGUGAGCCUCUUAUAUCUCAUUCCCGUGCUGUUAGCGAAGACAGAUUAUCACGCGAGCCAAGUGGACCCAGGGAGAUACGACCCCAACUCGUCAGACAUCAAGACAGUGUGCCAAACCUGUUAUCUCCUCCAACAGAGGAAGCAUUUCAACUCCGACGUCAAAUUCAGAAAUCAACGCGUCAGCAAGAAGGACAAGUAGAUGAAGUUCUCUCGGAUAGUGACACUGACAGUUUUCAACGAGAGGGCUCUUAUGAUUUGUUAGAUGAUGACAACGAGUCAUUACCUCCUCCCCCGCCUCCUUUGCCACAACCCCCUCCCCCACUCCAAUUACCAGCUAGUCCAGCUGUACCAAGGACAUCAGGGGGUGCCGAGGACGGUAGUGCUGCACCAGACAGUUCUGAUAUUCGUUCAACAGAUUUGUGAUCAUGACGAUUUCAGUGACGAUUUCAUAAACUAUCUACACCUCAGGGGAAAUCCCCGUUUUGGCAAAGGCUAAAGGUGAAACCAGGACAGAUAAAUUGUGAGAUACAAGAUUCGAUUUUGUUGGUGAGUUAUUUUGAUACUAUGGUUUCCUAGCCUACCAACGACAACCUUUCAUGUUGUCAACAUUCAUUGACAUUUUACAAGUGUCAAUACCGUUUUGUUGUAUGUUAACCCGGCGACUUGUAAUCGGGACGUUUAGUGUAUCAUCUUGUUUUGUAAAUUUGCCAGCAUGAUUUUUCAAAUCGAAUUUAAAGCCCAGAAGCUUCCUUCAUUCAGAACAUUUUAUGUUUUCUUUGAUACAAGCCAACAUAAAUUUUUAUAUAGCAGAAUGUUUGGCUUCAAUCAUUAUAUAGAAUAAAAUGUAGAUUAUCGUUGUUUUCAUAAAACUGUAUGAAUUUAUUGCUGAAAUCAGCUAAUCAUUUUAUUUUAACUGUGGGUUAUCUCCCUGUGAUCAUUUUGUUUUGUACCACUGUUUCAGAAAGGGACAUCACUCUUUCUAGUUUAACUUGUCGUUGAAGACACGUUAAUUGAUGUAGUGCUAAAUAUAGAUGUAUUAAUUGCCCAAUAUAUGAUAUGUUAUUUGGUUUUGUAUGAUAUUUUAUUUGUUUUUGUCUUGGACAAACAAAAAUGCGUGUAUGAUAACAUAAACUCAACUAUUAUGAUUUUAGGCAGUGCAUUUUAUGUUAAUAUUAUAAACUUGGUUAGCAAUAUGUAUCACUUAAAAAUAAAUAAUUAUCAAUGCAACUGAACAGUACUGAUAUUAUACAUAAGCUAAUGAAUAAACAAUUAACUGCUUGGGUAUCCCCCUUUAUUCUUAAUUUGCUGUAAUAGAAAAUUCUAUACCCCCCCCCCCCUCUCCCCCUCGAAAAUGGAUUAAGUAUUUAGUCAUCGAAAUAAAAUGAAUGUAAAUGAUGUAAAUUUGAAUUCUAUAAUUAUCUAAAUGUAAUAUUUUUGAUUAACAAUAAUUUGAUAAUAUAUCUCUAUCUACAUAAUAUAUAAUUAUGAUUAGCAAUAGAUUUUAUUAUAAUGACUGUAAAUUCAAACCUAAAUAUGUUCAUAUGUUGGUAAUAAAGA
Patella vulgata (common limpet) is the source of this 2456-nucleotide messenger RNA. Its product is annotated as inositol 1,4,5-trisphosphate receptor type 2. Bases 24 to 1322 code for a protein of 432 amino acids. The record is from RefSeq and is a predicted model, not a curated record. Gene Ontology annotation, cellular component: membrane. Gene Ontology annotation, molecular function: monoatomic ion channel activity. NCBI's taxonomy places the organism in Eukaryota, Metazoa, Mollusca, Gastropoda, Patellidae. Gene Ontology annotation, biological process: transmembrane transport; calcium ion transport. The transcript has 8 exons.